Molecule: messenger RNA, 2017 nt
Organism: Ixodes scapularis (black-legged tick)
Lineage: Eukaryota; Metazoa; Arthropoda; Arachnida; Ixodida; Ixodidae
Exons: 6
Coding region: 288-1352 (354 amino acids)
Source: RefSeq, a predicted model, not a curated record
GGGCCUUUCACAUGCGAAGCGAACGCUCUACCACUGAGCUACACCCCCGGUUGGAAUUUUCUGAAUGGACAGUCUUACAAAUUCCUUUCACAUAUUACUUUCCUUUGUACAGGACGGCCGGAACGGCAACGCAGUUUAGCGAUUUAGGCCGUUAAACCGGUUAAACAGAGGCAGCUUGGUCAUAGGUUUAGGCAAUCAACAGUCAACCGUAUCAGCUUUCAGCCAGCCGUACAGCCGCACGUUGUGCCUCACGACCGCCAGUACGCUGACAGCCUGACAGCUUAGCGAUGAGUUUACAAUAUGUAAACGACAAGAACUCAUUCUGUGCCGAACUUGAGUCGUUAAUAAGGACAGCAGCAGCCUCCGACGUUCCGUGUGAAGAAGUGGAUCAGUGCCUGCGAGAAGUGUUCCACCUCAAGAGUGUUGAAACCGGGACCAACCGUCGAAAUUUCGUAUCGGCCGUCUGCGCUCGGAUUGCAAACUUCCUAGUGUGGUGUUCAGUUUUAUACAUUUUGCUACGCGCACUCUACCGCUAUGGACCCAUCGAAAGUUUCGUCGAUCGUUUGUACGACGAGUACACGUACACAGCAAUGCGCGCUGCGCGCUUCCUUGCACUGCCGAUCCUUAGUCGCUUUCCAGCCAUCUCACAGUACCACAACAUGAAAUGCUUGGUACCAAACCCGCUGUACAGUCCAAUGGAUGCUUCAGACUGUUGGCCAUGCGAGAAGCUGAAAGCCCUGGUGGACCUCACUGGACACGCCGACGUCGCUACGGAGUAUGUGUGGAGCCUUACGCCUUUUGUCAUGCGAGAUGCUGUUAACCUGAAGGCAACACGGGGAAUCCUGUACGAGAUUUUACGACAGUAUGAAGAGCUCUUGAACGACUCAACAAGCAAGUUUCAGUCGACGCUGGAAGAAAUACAAGAGCCUCGUCACUUGGUUGGGGGGGAGCCAAGGCAGAGGUUGUUGGAGGAUAAGAGUUUCCACAUCACCUGGCAAGUUUCUUCGAGCCUGGCCGCCCGCAUCCUGCGGAAAACAUUCAGACGGCCCACAUUUGUUCCAAACAACACAGAAGUGGCCCUCCAGAGGUGCUUCCUCAUCGACGGUCCUCAGGCACCAAGCUACCUUCUCCCUGAAACGGACUUCACCAACUCCUGGCUGAUGCAAGUUGAGGGAAGCCGGAUGGUGGUCGUCGAACCAUCGGCUCUCUGUGCGGGCCGAUGCAGUGCGGUGUCCAUUCUUGUGAAACCCAUGCAUGUUUUGUACUUCAACAGCCAAAUAUCAAAACUUCGAUCCAUACCUUCAAAAGCGACGGAUGCUCCAAGUAUCGCCUAUCUUGGUUCCUUCUACUAAAACUGCAACCAAGCAUCUUCACGAUCUGCCACAUCAGUGUGCUCUCAUACUUUCGAAAGUUUUUCUUUUAAUGAUUGUAAUAUCGGUCCUCAUUUGUGUGUGUUUCAAGUUUCAGAGCAAACUCCAUUUCCGCAAUCCACUUCCAAAUUUAAAAAAAAAAUGUUUUCAAGUAUGGAACAUUUUGUAAACAGGAUCAGAAAAAUUUGCUGGUUUUUGAACUGCAUGAAUUUGGAGAAUCGGCGCCCCAUUUCAGACAUUUGUCUGCGCAUAAUUGAUUGAAACAUUUCCCGUGGUUUAGAGACAGCUUGAACAGCAGUUUCAGUAAAAACUAGGAUACGCGAUUGUCACUUUUUGGUACGGUGCCAGUGAAAGGGGAGGCAAUAAUUUUUUUCCUGGAUCAUAACAGCCCCUAAAUUGCUUACUUUCUCUAAUUUUUAAUACCAAGUAAAAGAAGCUUAAUUAAGUGAAAGAAUUACAACUUUUAGAACCCAUCGUGCCCCAGAUUUAACUUGUUGAACAGUGCUCGGAGACCUUGAACCUAUACAAGAAUCUCUUGGACAUGAAUCUGACAAUCCAAAACACUCGUGUGUGUAGGGGGAGAGAGGGAGGCAGGCAAGGGGGGGAUAAUUUAUUACUUUGAUAGUCAAUAAACAUGAAGCAAAAAA